This is a messenger RNA of Colletotrichum spaethianum, 402 nucleotides long. Its product is annotated as protein RTM1. Lineage: Eukaryota; Fungi; Ascomycota; Sordariomycetes; Glomerellales; Glomerellaceae. Bases 1 to 402 code for a protein of 133 amino acids. The transcript has a single exon. The record is from RefSeq and is a predicted model, not a curated record. Gene Ontology annotation, cellular component: membrane.
AUGGCCAAGAACCUCAUCAUGGCUGGUCUGGUCGCCCAGCUCGCUGUCAUCACCCUCUUCAUCGUGUCUUGUUGGCAUUCCCACCGCUGUGCUCAACACGAAAUGGCCGAACUCAAUGCAACACACGCGGGUAUUGAGUGGAAAAAGUAUUAUCUGAUGGCGUAUGGCGUUGCCUCUUUGAUGUUCAUCAGAAGCUUGGUAAGGGGUAUCGAAUAUCUCCAAGGAGAAGGCGGAUUUAUCAUGACACAUGAGGUUUUUCUUUAUCUUUUUGACGGCACCCCAAUGGUCUCAAUCAUGGCGUUGUAUCUCUGGAUUCAUCCGGGAAAACUGGUCCGCGAUAUCAGCCGCAUCAAAAGCUACGAGUGGCCAGAUGAGUCGAACAUUAUGUUGGAGAGUCGAUAA